This is a messenger RNA of Theobroma umbraticum, 1615 nucleotides long. Its product is annotated as branched-chain amino acid aminotransferase 2, chloroplastic-like. Gene Ontology annotation, biological process: branched-chain amino acid metabolic process. Gene Ontology annotation, molecular function: branched-chain-amino-acid:2-oxoglutarate transaminase activity. Gene Ontology annotation, cellular component: chloroplast. The record is from RefSeq and is a predicted model, not a curated record. Lineage: Eukaryota; Viridiplantae; Streptophyta; Magnoliopsida; Malvales; Malvaceae.
UAAAAUAUUUUCCAUUUUGUUGGCAGAAAACGAAGAGACAGGGAGAGAGAAAACAAAAACAAGUUUAUUGGCGGAAAAAAAAUAGAGAGAGAAAAUGGAAAGCAGCGCCGUCCUCGCUAGUCUCCAGCCAACUUACCUUAUUUGCCCUUCUCGCUCUUCCUCUUCCUCCGCCGCCGCCGCCACGUUUCUUCCUCAACGAACGCGUUUCUCUCCUCCGCAGUUGCAGAAGCAAAUUUUAGCCUCUGCUUAUUCUCGCAAUGUUAAUGAAGCUAACUAUCCGUUUAAGCGUGCUACUGUGUUAUCCGAUUCUUAUAGCACUGAAGCAUCCGAAUUGGCUGAUAUAGACUGGGACAAUCUUGGAUUUGGGUUUCUUCCUACUGAUUAUAUGUAUAUGAUGAAAUGUACUCAAGGAGGAAACUACUCUAAAGGUGAAUUACAACAAUUUGGGAAAAUUGAAUUAAGCCCCUCAGCUGGGGUCUUAAAUUAUGGACAGGGAUUAUUUGAAGGUCUGAAAGCCUACAGGAAAGAAGAUGGUAAUAUUCUUCUUUUUCGUCCUGAGGAGAAUGCUCUUCGAAUGAGGUUGGGUGCAGAGAGGAUGUGCAUGCCAUCACCCACUGUUGAGCAGUUUGUGGAAGCUGUAAAGGCAACUGUCCUGGCAAACAAACGUUGGGUUCCCCCCCGUGGUAAAGGGUCCUUGUACAUCAGGCCAUUGCUCAUGGGGAGUGGUGCUGUUCUUGGUCUUGCACCUGCUCCUGAGUACACCUUUCUUAUUUAUGUCUCACCUGUGGGAAACUAUUUUAAGGAGGGUGUUGCUCCAAUACAUUUAAUUGUUGAGCAUGAAUUGCAUCGUGCCACUCCUGGCGGCACUGGGGGUGUUAAAACUAUCGGGAAUUAUGCUGCGGUUCUGAAGGCGCAAUCUGCUGCAAAAGCCAAAGGAUACUCUGAUGUCCUCUAUCUUGAUUGUGUUCACAAAAAGUAUUUGGAGGAAGUUUCCUCUUGCAACAUUUUCGUGGUGAAGGGUAAUGUCAUCUCAACUCCUGCAAUAAAGGGAACAAUCUUACCUGGCAUCACAAGAAAGAGUAUAAUUGAUGUUGCUCGAAGCCAAGGGUUCCAGGUUGAGGAGCGCCUUGUGGCAGUGGAGGAAUUGCUUGAUGCUGACGAAGUUUUUUGCACAGGGACAGCGGUAGUUGUGUCACCUGUCGGCAGCGUUACUUACAAGGGUGAAAGGGUGUCUUACGGAGCAGAUGGUUUUGGGGCUGUAUCACAGCAGCUCUACUCCGUGCUUACCAGACUCCAGAUGGGUCUUAUCGAGGACAAGAUGGAUUGGACUGUUGAGUUGAGUUAGGAAUACUUUUGUCACAUCUGGUUUUCCAUGUUUCGACUUCUACAGAGACGUACAUCACUGCCUCAGUUUUAAAAUGUUGUUUCUUUCUCCAAUGUAAUAUCUCGAUAUAGUUUUUGUUCUUAUGUUGGUAAUUAGAAUUUUUAUCGUUUUCUCUCUUGAAUGAUGCAGCAUUACGCAAGGAUAUCGACUUCAUCAAUUUAAUUUUUUCACGACUUCCUUGUCUGUAUUUAAACGUGGUGAGCUAAUUACAAGCUUAUUAUUUCAUGGGCC